AUGACUGAUGGUGGAUACAGUAAAUUACUAUCAGAUUUGUCAAUCCACAGUAUCAUAUUGUUGUACAAGACAAAUUUAUUCAAGGUUGCGAUUUCCGGGGAACCAGUAAAAGUGAAGAACUGGAUUCUCCAUGAAAUGCCUGGGCUUAUAACGGAGUGCUUGAUCUCCCUUGAUGAUCGUUACCUCUACUUUGUAGAUUGGAUUCAUGGGGAUCUCAGACAGUACAACAUUAAGGCCCCUACCAAACCGAUAUUGACAGGCCAAGGGUGGAUUGGUGGACUACUUCAAAAGGAAAGCAGCCCUAUUGUAGCUGUAGCAGAAAAUGGGAAAGAGUGGCAAAUUGAAGUCCCAAAAGUAACGGAAAAUCGCUUGCUGGGAGGAGCUCAAAUGUUUCAACUAAGUUUGGACAGAAAGAGACUCUAUAUCACCAAUUCACUUUUUAACAAAUGGGAUCACCAAUUUUAUCCAGAACUUGUGGAGAACGGUUCCCACAUGUUUCAGAUUGAUGUUGAUACUGAACAAGGUCUAUAA
Molecule: messenger RNA, 531 nt
Organism: Macadamia integrifolia
Lineage: Eukaryota; Viridiplantae; Streptophyta; Magnoliopsida; Proteales; Proteaceae
Product: selenium-binding protein 1-like
Exons: 3
Coding region: 1-531 (176 amino acids)
Molecular function (GO): selenium binding
Source: RefSeq, a predicted model, not a curated record